This is a messenger RNA of Malurus melanocephalus (red-backed fairy wren), 2892 nucleotides long. It is a transcript of the gene BDKRB1, whose product is annotated as bradykinin receptor B1. Lineage: Eukaryota; Metazoa; Chordata; Aves; Passeriformes; Maluridae. The coding region runs from base 256 to 1341 and encodes 361 amino acids. Gene Ontology annotation, biological process: immune response; neutrophil chemotaxis; response to mechanical stimulus. Gene Ontology annotation, cellular component: membrane. The transcript has 2 exons. Gene Ontology annotation, molecular function: bradykinin receptor activity. The record is from RefSeq and is a predicted model, not a curated record.
AAAAAAAUCCUGGGGCUUUCUUCCAAAAUGUAACAUCAUACACAUGGUGCAUGGCCAACAAAACACUCAGGACAGCCCUCAGUCACUCAGUUGUGCCUCAGGAUGCAUCUUUGAAUUCUCUCAGUAACCUCUGCACUGCUGUUGUUCAACUGUUUCUGAAUUUGAAACUUUCCCUAAAUUGCCAGGAAGGACAAGGAGUAGUCAUUUUCUCUGACUUCAAAGGCGCCUCCUGUUCACUUCUGAUUUUUUUGAAGAAUGACUGACACUCCUCGACUGAAUAUUUCCUCCUCAAACCAGAGUGAAAACCAGACUAACUCAACUAUUUGCCCAGAACUGGAGGACUGGUGGGACAUUGUGUACUAUAUAAUCCCCAAGUACAUCAACACUGUCUGUGUUAUUGGUAUGCUUGGAAAUGUAUUUGUUCUCUUCGUUUAUUCACUGCACAAGGGCCCCCUGAAGACAGCUGAAAUCUACCUAAUGAACCUGGCUGUAGCUGAUCUGAUCUUCCUCAUGUGCCUCCCUUUCUGGGCAGAGAACAUCAAUAAUGCAUUUAACUGGCCCUUUGGCAAUUUCCUGUGUCGCAGCAUCAGCACGUCCAUCACCUUGAAYAUGUACACCAGCAUCUACUUGCUCGUGGCUGUCAGCGUGGAUCGCUAUUUGACUUUUGUCCACACCUUGAACCACAGAGAGAUAUGGAGCAAAACCAUGACCAAAGGGAUCUGCUUGCUCAUCUGGUUCUUUUGCAUCCUUCUCAGCAUCCCAGCUUUCAUGUUCCGGACUGUGAAGGACUACCCGCAGUGGAAUAUUUCAGCGUGCACUUUGGACUUUCCCUCGCCAACGUGGGAGAGAGCUGAGAGCCUCGUACGCAACGUGGUAGGGUUUGUGCUGCCAUCCACAGCAAUCAUCUUCCUCAACUUCUCUACCAUUAGAUCCCUGCAAAAAACAGCAAGAGCACGAAGAGCACUYGGAGCAAAGGGCUGCAAGAGGCACAAGGGCACAAAGGCAACCAGGCUGAUCUUUACCGUGGUACUGAUGUUCCUUUUCUGCUGGACUCCUCACCAUUUCUUYGUAUUCCUUAAUACAUUAUACCAUACAAAAGCGAUCCAAGGCUGCUUCUGGGGCGAACUGAUCAACUUUGGGGAGCAGUUUGCUUUUAUGCUAGCGACCACYAACAGCUGCAUUAACCCUGUGAUUUAUGUCUUUGUUGGGAAAUACUUCAGGCAAAAGGCUUUGGAAGUUUUUUCACAGUUUAUUCCCUGUGGAUUUCCUUUGAGAUGGGUAUCUUUUAAAGAAAUGUCUUCAAAUUUCAACAUGCUUCCAGUCAGGAGUAGUUUUACAUAAUGGUUCUCAGUUYCAUAUUUAUUUUGAUGCUACAACUCAGUUUAUGCCAUUGUAAAUGGAAUUAAAAUUUAAUAUGAAAUGCACUGAUCUGGCCUUGACAGAAUAAGCUAAUUAUCUAUUAAAGUAAAUCACUUGAUURAUUGCUUAUUUGUCCUCAGGUUUGUUUUUCUUUUUCUGUGUCAUCCACCCCAAAUGCACAACAUGUGAUACCAGAUAUUUAUAUCAAAUGAUCUAACCUGUCUUACCUAUAAACAACGACUUCAAAGAAAAACUUUUUGACAAAAUGCCAGAAAUCUUUCUUAGCAGAAAGCCAUAAGCCAGCCAAAUAGUUUGCUGCAUUGUAUCUACGGUGACAGCUACUAUACCACCUAUAACACUACUCAUAAAAUUACAACAGGUAUUACAGAGCAAAUAUGACCUUAAUAUUCAGCUGAUAGCUGCAUUUGAGCAGGUGUAGAAUAACUUUGGAUACUUUGGACAAUAAUUUGUUUGUGUUCUCACAGUAAGGUACAGGAAUUUAAAUUUUUUUUUUUUCUCAUUUCAAUUAUAUGCAGUUCAUAAAUAUUGUACAAGAUGAUGUAACACAAAGAAACUUGUAAAAAAAGCAAGGUAACAUGGUAGCCUCCUCAAAACCUGAGUUUUUUUUAUCCAGUAAAGUGUUAAAAAAUUACUCAUCAAGUACUGUAAAGCUCAUUUUUAUUUUUUAUAAGUGAAAAAUAUCCAGGCUAUUUUGAUACUGUAUUAUUUUGAGGCAAAUCCUUARAUACAUAUUUAUAUUUUUAUGACUCAAAGACAAUAAACUGCAWAACAUCUUAUUUUACUUCAUAGUCUUGUUCUUUCUUGUUUUUUUAUUUUUUCUGUUUUCCCCUCUUCCUUUGGAGAAGAGCAAAUUCCUAGUUCUGUGAUUAAAAAUCCUUGUUGCUGCUAGAACACAAACAUUGGUAGUAGAAGAAAACUUCUUUUCCAUCGCAACCACAAUGGCAGAGUAGACUUAUGGCAACUGUUUCCAUAAUUCUAAAAUUAUGUGUAUGUGCAGACAUGGAAGGAAAUAGUGUAGCCUGUCCAGCMAGAAGGAUAUUAAAUGCAGAAAGGAGCAUAGAGACACAUAAUUUGUAUAGCAAUUCAUUUAACUACUCCUUGUAAAGCUUGUUCAGUCUUGUACUCGUAACAGCACUGCAUUUAGUGUUUCCAUUUUGAACAUGUACUCAAUCUCUUAUUUGAUUGUAGAAAUCUGUCUGUUCAACUUUAUUGCAGUAAGAUUGGUGUCAAUUUUCAAUGGUUCUCUCAAACUUUUUGAAUCAGUGGAAGCCUUUUGAAGAUUUAAAACUCUUCUUGCAAUGACGGUUUGAGAAUUAGGGGUGGAUUAAGGGAUCACAGAAGAAGAAUCUCUCAUAGGUUUACUACUUCCACUCUUUCUGUAACAGAUAUUUUUAAAACAAAUAUCAGUCUUAGGCUCUAGCAGUAACUAUAGCAUAUUAAGUGCUCUGAGUCAUCUGAAAUCAAAUUCCUAGUUCCCCUCUAUUGUAAAUUGUUGAACAUAGCAUCUAUUUA